GAAUGGGCUAGAGACCCAUUAAACCUAGGAAUUUUUUUUAUGUCAAAUUAUGAAUCCCUCUCUCUCUGCAAAACCCAAAGACUAGAAAAAGCAGAACGCAACAGUGAAAUCGAGCGAAAAUGGCGUCUUCAUCAAGCAGUGGGCUCACAUUCAAGCUCCAUCCGCUGGUAAUUGUUAACAUAUCGGAUCACUACACGAGAGUGAAAUCUCAGACUCAACCUCCUCAUCUUAGUAGCAAUGGAGGCGAGGGAGCUGCAGCGGCCGCAUCGCCUCCGCCUCCUCCACCCAGGGUCUUCGGUUGCGUGAUUGGGGUCCAGAGAGGACGCACUGUUGAGAUCUUUAACAGUUUUGAACUUCUGUAUGAUCCAUCUACUCAUUCUCUCGACAGAUCCUUCCUUGAGAAGAAGCAAGAGCUCUAUAAGAAGGUCUUUCCGAACUUUUAUAUACUUGGAUGGUACUCCACCGGAAGUGAUGCCCAAGAAUCAGAUAUGCAUAUUCAUAAAGCUUUGAUGGAUAUUAAUGAAAGCCCUGUCUAUGUUCUUCUCAAUCCGUCAAUCAAUCAUGCACAAAAGGAUCUCCCUGUGACUAUCUAUGAAAGUGAGCUGCAUGUCAUAGAUGGGAUUCCACAGCUUAUUUUUGUUCGUGCAAACUAUACUAUUGAGACGGUAGAAGCAGAAAGGAUCUCAGUUGAUCAUGUUGCUCAUCUUAAACCAUCUGAUGGAGGUUCUGCUGCAACUCAAUUGGCUGCCCACCUCACGGGGAUACAUAGUGCCAUCAAGAUGCUAAAUAGCAGAAUCCGUGUUCUUCAUCAUUAUCUGCUUGCUAUGCAAAAAGGGGAUAUUCCUUGUGAAAAUUCACUGCUGAGACAAGUAUCAAGUCUUUUACGGAGAUUGCCAGCCAUUGAAUCAGGGAAGUUUCAAGAUGAUUUUUUGAUGGAAUACAAUGAUACAUUAUUGAUUAGUUACCUUGCCAUGUUCACCAACUGCUCAAGUACAAUGAAUGAGCUGGUCGACAAAUUCAACACAGCAUAUGACAGGCACAGUCGAAGGGGUGGACGAACUGCUUUUAUCUGAAAGUAAGUGCUUUUUAUCUGAAAACUGCUUACUUUUUAGCUGGCAGUAGCGCUUGCCGGAGAACACUGUGGUGGCAUCAACUCUUCUUUUUUGUGUGCAUAGCACAUAGGAAUUUAGGAAUUAUAUGAUCUGGAGCUGAAUAACUGAGAAAAAAAAAAAAAUAGAAAUCUAAAGUCCUUUAUUUUUUUCCCCUUUAAUGGUUUGUGUUUGGCAUAUUCCCCUUUCAUAUUAUUCAAAAAUUUCUUGUAGAGGAAAGAUAAGAUUUAAACGGUCAUGCUCUACAAGCUACUAGCA
Vitis vinifera (wine grape) is the source of this 1367-nucleotide messenger RNA. RefSeq names its product COP9 signalosome complex subunit 6a. Gene Ontology annotation, cellular component: COP9 signalosome. The record is from RefSeq and is a predicted model, not a curated record. Gene Ontology annotation, molecular function: metallopeptidase activity; protein binding. Bases 120 to 1073 code for a protein of 317 amino acids. Gene Ontology annotation, biological process: protein deneddylation. NCBI's taxonomy places the organism in Eukaryota, Viridiplantae, Streptophyta, Magnoliopsida, Vitales, Vitaceae. The transcript has 9 exons.